Molecule: messenger RNA, 1551 nt
Organism: Nipponia nippon (crested ibis)
Lineage: Eukaryota; Metazoa; Chordata; Aves; Pelecaniformes; Threskiornithidae
Source: RefSeq, a predicted model, not a curated record
AUGAAGGCUCUCCUCCUCAUCCUCCUCGCCCCGCUCUGCUCUGCAUCGCUGGUCCCCGAGAGGGAGAAGGACCCCGAGUACUGGCGGGGGGGGGCGGGGGGGCAGGCGCAGGAGACCCUGCGGGCCGCCCUGCGGCUCCAGCGCCUCAACCAGAACGUGGCCAAGAACCUCAUCCUCUUCCUGGGCGACGGCAUGGGCGUCUCCACCGUCACGGCCGCCCGCAUCCUCAAAGGGCAGCUGCAGAACCGCAAGGGCGAGGAGAGCCUGCUGGAGAUGGACAAGUUCCCCUACGUCGCCUUGGCCAAGACCUACAACACCAACGCGCAGGUGCCCGACAGCGCGGGCACGGCCACCGCCUACCUCUGCGGCGUCAAAGCCAACGAGGGGACGGUGGGCGUCAGCGCCGGCGUCACCCGCGACCGCUGCAACACCACCAAGGGCCAGGAGGUGACCUCCAUCCUCCGCUGGGCCAAGGAUGGAGGCAAGGCGGUGGGCAUCGUCACCACCACGCGGGUGACCCACGCAACGCCCAGCGCUGCCUACGCCCACUCCGCCAACCGCGACUGGUACUCGGAUGGAGAGAUGCCCCCGGAUGCGCUGGAGGGCGGCUGCAAGGACAUCGCCCGGCAGCUGGUGGAGAACAUCCCCGACAUCGAGGUGAUCUUGGGCGGUGGGCGAAAAUAUAUGUUCCCCAAAAACGCCAGUGACGUGGAGUAUCCCCAUGAGGACAAGCAUCGGGGGACCCGCCUGGACCGCAGGGACCUCGUCCAGGCGUGGCACGACGCCAAGCCCCCCGGCAAGGUCGCCAAGUACGUGUGGCACCGGCGGGACCUGCUGGCGCUCAACCUCAGCCGCGUCGACUUCCUCCUGGGCCUCUUCGAGCCGGGUGACAUGGUGUACGAGCUGGAUAGGAAUAACGAGACGGAUCCGUCCCUCACCGAGAUGGUGGCUGUGGCCAUCAGGAUGCUCCAGAAAAAUCCCCGGGGGUUUUUCCUCCUGGUUGAAGGUCUGGCCCCGAUGCAGAGCGACGUGGACCGCAAACCCUUCACCUCCAUCCUCUACGGCAACGGCCCCGGCUAUAAAAUCGUGGCAGGCGAGCGAGAAAACGUCUCCGCCGUGGAUUUUGCGCACGCCAACUACCAGGCGCAAUCGGCCGUGCCGCUGCGCCAGGAGACCCACGGCGGCGAGGACGUGGCUGUUUUCGCCCGCGGCCCCAUGGCCCACCUCCUCCACGGGGUCCACGAGCAAAAUUACAUCCCCCACGCCAUGGCUUACGCCGCCUGCAUCGGCUCCAACCGAGGGGGCCGGAUCGACCACGGGCACCACGAGGGGAAGGCGAAGCAGGCGCUGCACGAGGCGGUGGAGCUGGACCGGGCCAUCGGGCUGGCCACUCGCCUCACCUCGCCCCAGGACACCCUCAGCGUCGUCACCGCCGACCACUCGCACGUCUUCACCUUCGGAGGCUACACCCCUCGCGGGAACCCCAUUUUCGCAAAAACGCGAUGGGGCUGGGUCCCAAAAUGCCUCCCGGGCCCCUUGGCUAAGGACUGA